Molecule: messenger RNA, 1202 nt
Organism: Myotis lucifugus (little brown bat)
Lineage: Eukaryota; Metazoa; Chordata; Mammalia; Chiroptera; Vespertilionidae
Product: acyl-coenzyme A thioesterase THEM4-like
Exons: 5
Coding region: 72-677 (201 amino acids)
Source: RefSeq, a predicted model, not a curated record
AGAGGUUGCUUUCUUCUGAGAAGGUCUCUGAUAAGAACCAUUCUCUCCCCAAACCCUGCUGGGGCAAGGACAUGAGGCUCCUCUUUGACCAGUUCAUGAAGAAAUGUGAAGAUGGCUCCUGGAUACAUUUGCCUUCAUAUGAGUAUAUAGCAACUCAAAGGAGUCAAGACUUCCCAACCUUUAUUCAUGCUUAUUUCCCUACAGCCUCGGAGCUUAUAAACAAAGAAAAACUGUCACAGGGCCGGCUCUUCACCAAAAGCUUUGAGGAUGGCCUGGGCUUUGAAUAUGUGAUGUUCUAUAAUGAUGCUGAGAAAAGGAUAGUUUGUGUGUUUCAAGGAGGUCCUCACCUGCAAGGAAUGCCUGGAUUUUUUCACGGAGGUGCCAUUGCAACCAUGAUUGAUGCUACUGUUGGUAUGAAUGCGAUUGUAUCUGGGGGAAUUGUCAUGACUGCCAAUCUCAACAUCAAUUUUAAAAGACCUAUCCCCCUUUGUUCUAUUGUUUUGAUAAAUAGCCAACUUGAUAAAAUUGAAGGAAGGAAACUGCUUGUGUCCUGUAAUGUUCAAAGCGUUGAUGAGAAGAUCCUAUAUACAGAGGCAACAAGCUUAUUUGUAAAGCUGAAUCCUGAAAAAGAGUUUGACAUAAAAGAGCUUGUGUUGAAAUCUGCUCCACCUGCUUAAGGCUCUCUGCUUAAGGCUGUGUUCCCCAGUCCUGCUCUGCUCGCCCACUGUGAGCCCCUAUACGGUGAAGCCUGCUGACACUGCCUUUAUGAACAGUCUUCUGAAUGCAACUCCAGGAGCUCCAUUUCCACCUUCUAAACUUCCUAACACAGAAGCACUUCCUAUGAGAGUAUCAGCAAUGUUAGAAUUGCUGUGUCCUUAGAAUAAGUGGCUUUCCUGCAAUUUGAACGGACUCCUUAAGGUGAUAUCUGUAAACUUGAAAAUUCCAGAAAACCAAAUGAAGGAGCAAAUAUGUGCAUGCAUAUUUGCAUGUGUGUCUAAUGUGUGCAUGCAUGUAUUCAUGAUUUGUAAAUUUCAAAGCUAAUUUUGUUGUAUCUAAAAUCUUUUUGAGCUGGCCAGCAUGGUUGAGCAUCGACCUAUGAACAAGAAGGUCAUAGUUUGAAUCCCGAUUAGGGCACAUGCCUGGGUUGCGGGUUCAAUCCCCAGUGUGGGGCAUGCAGGAGGCAGCCAAUCAAUGAUUCUCUC